AUGGAUUCGGAGCAUAGCAGCAAUACACAAGAAAAUUUGUUUGAAUCAUCAAACCAACAACAAGACGAUGAUCUUUUUGGAGAUUCAACCAGUGGGGAUUUUUCCUCGUUUUUGGGAUCUGACACAGGACUGGAAAACCUUUCUUUGAACGAUAACAAGGAAUCGGAUAGUAAGGAUGAUGGAAAGAAAUCAUCACCCAUACCUACCGAUACCAUUCAAAUCGUAAAUGAUGAACCUCAAGUUGAAUCACUCGAAAAUACCAUUGAUAGCCACAAUUCUUCAUUGUCUGCAACUCACAAUACGGAUGAUGAUUUAUUCGGAACUUCCAACAACGAGCCUUUUAUGAAGGAAAUUCCAUUGAACGAAAAUUCAACAUUUUCAAAUGUAGCUGAAACACAAUUAAUGCCCUCUACUUUGCCAUCAGUCUUAUCAUCAAAGAACCAAACUUUAGAAAAAGAGGACGCAUCAAGUCCUCCUAUGCACUCUCCUCAUCUUGACACAAAUUCUUUCGGACAACAACAAGACCAUCAUCAUGAGAAAACUCCUCCUCCAUUGUCCUCUCCUCCUCCUCCUCUACUGACUACUGCAACAUCAACCAGUGCAACCUCAAAGCCUUCGGUAGCCUCGAAUCGAGGAGCUAAUCGAUAUGUGAAUAGUUUUGGUGGUAGUAGCGGCUCGAGCAAUGCUGUUUUCACCCCACCAUCACCACAUCCAACCAUGACAAACUCAACCACACACCAUUUAUCCAUGAAUAAUCCUAGUAGUGGUGGUAAUAUGAUGAAUACAACUGGUAACAUGCCAGCCAACAUGACGAAUCAAGCAGGCUUAAACAAUGGAAUGCCUCCAACAACAUUGAACAACAUGUCUUCUGCUGCAACGAUGCCUCACCAACGUAUGAUGUCUUCUCCUCCACCAAUGAUGAAUACCUUCCAACAUAAUUUAACAAGUAACAAUAGUGGAAUGAUGCCCUCUACAAAUAUGAUGACAAAUAAUAGUGGUCAAUUCGGAAAUCAAAAUUCAAUGAUGAAUUCUACAUUUAAUAAUAAUACUGGUAUGAAUACAAGAAACAUGAUGACACCUCCUCCCUUGAUGGGAGGUGGAAUGACACAUCCUUCAUCAUCAUUUCCAAACAAUUCAGCUCAAGAAAAUUAUCAAUUCAACAACCUACCACCAUCCAACACGAUGAACCAACAACAUCAAGGCACAAUGUAUCCAUCAUCCUACCAACAAGGACGUAAUAGCGUUUCACCAACUAAUUUAUUGAAUCAAAGUGGGGCUGUAAUGGAUGGUAUUGCUACGUCAAGAAUCAUGACAGGACAUGCUUCCAUGAAUAAUUCUCAAUUUUCAAGCAACAAUAACAGUGGAAUGAACAUGCUCAAUCAAUCACAAUAUAACACACACAUGCCACCUUCAUCUCCACAAUAUGGAAUGACUUCUUCCACAUUUAAUACAUCCUAUGAUCCAUCUACAAUGAUGGGAGGAAUGACUAAUAACCUUCAAAUGCACACGAACCAAUUCGGAAUGAUGAAUAACCCACAACAACAACAAUAUCCAACCAUGUCCAUGAUGAUGGGUAUGAAUAAUCCACAAAUGAUGUACCAUUCGCAAAGAGCCAUGUCCCCAAGCUAUCAACAAAACUUAUUGCUUUCAAAGCAGCAAUUACAACAAGAAUAUGAAUUACGUAUGAAACAUCCAAGACCAAUUUUUACUUUUACUUUUGGAGGUAAAAUAAUCACAUCAUUCCCAACUGCUCAACGAAAGGCUCCACUACACACAAGCGCUAAUACAUUUUUAGCUGGAAAUAGAUCACCAACAAAUUUUCAUGGUGAUCAGACAAGUCAAGAAUCACAAGGUGGAUUUUACUAUCCAGGUACUGUGAAAGUUCACAAAUUGAGUCAAGUCCUCAGAAUUGCUUGUCCAAUGGUCAAGUCCUUGGAAGAUUAUCCAAUUGGUAACAUCUCUCAACAAUUUGACAAUGAUUCUAACAACAGUACCAUUUUGGAUCAUCUCAUCAAGUACAUGAAUUUGAAGAUUUAUGAAAAACAACAAAUUUUAUUCCAACAAUCAGAUGAUCAAGUGGUGGGAGAAAAGAUGCUUUGGGAACUAAUCAAAAUUGUUGCAAAGAACGUCAAUGGAAAUAUUGGAAUGAUCUCAAACGACAUUAAUGCUCUUUUGACCGUACUUUGUUCCAGCUCAACAACUCCAAUGGAUGACGUUGUUGUUACCUCAAGUUCUACAUCAGUAGAUGUUCAACCAGAACAAGUGAUUGCAUUACAAAACAUGUUAAUCAAUGGACAAAUCAAACAAGCUUGUCAAUAUGCUCAGAGUAACAAGAUGUGGACUCACGCCAUACUUUUGAGUAGUAUGGUUGACAAACAGACGUAUCAAUCGGUAGUAUCAAAUUUUGCAUUGAGCGCAUUGAACCCAGGAACGCCUCUACGUACUCUUUAUUGUACAUUUGCAGGCAAACCAUUAGAUGCAUUUGAAUCUAAUUCCAUUGUUAGCACUGAUCAAUACGGAAACCAAUAUUCUUCACAAUCUUCUCAAGAUCAGCAACAACAGAUUGAAAAACUAUGUUCUCAAUGGAUUCAAAACUUAUCAAUUUUGUUCAAUAAUAGACAAGGAAAGGUAUCUCAGGCAGCUAUUGAAAAGUUAGGAGAUGUGUUAUGGAAAGAUGGUUAUCAAGUACCACAAUCACACUUUUGUUAUGUAUUGGGAGAUAUUGCUACAUUGAUAUCUGCUUUUGCCAUGACUCAACCACCAUCAUCAUUGGCGUCACCAGGAAGAUCCACACCUCAAUCACAAACUCAAGUGAAUCAACAAUUAAUUACCAACAUGAUUGCCUCUACUUCUAUUGUGAACAGAAGAGUUCUUCUUAUUGCAGGUGAUAACAAGCGAGAUAUUAGACACUAUAUUUCUGAUGAGAGUAUGCAGUUGACUGAAGUGUUUGAACUCUUAAAGUCCAUCAUGACAAGAAAUAUUUUAUCAAGUUUACAAAAUGAUUCACAACAAAUUCCUCCAGUUUCCUUGUUGAUGAAUUCUACUCUAUUAUCUUACAAAUUAAUUUAUGCAUAUUAUUUGGCAGAGUUUGGAUAUUUGGAUAAAGCCAACGAAUGUUGUGAUUAUUUGAUUGAUGUGGUUAAAAAGACACAACAAAAUGUGAGAUUUGGAAUUUCAUUCAAGUUGCACCUUCAAGAAUUGAAAUUAAGAAUUCAAGAGUCAUCCAAACUCACUGGUGCUCCAGUUUCAUCAUUGAGUGCAUCGUCAAAGAAACAAACGAGUGGAGGUGGAGUGACUGGAUGGUUCAUGAGAGGUCUUGAAAGCAUUAUUCAUGGAACAGAUUCUGAAGAAUCAUCACCCACAGCCAACCUUUCACAACCCAUGGGUCAUUCCAUGUCCAUGCCAAACAUUGCUGUGAAUAAUAAUAAUGGUGGUAUCAUGAUGGCAAUGCCGGGCAUGGGAAGCAUGACCUCCUCACAUCUUCAUCAUCAACCAAACAACACUAUGCUACACACACGACCAGCCAGUUAUACUCCUCCACCGACUCAAUCACACACUUUGACACCACCACCUCCAUCCUUACAUCAGACCUCACAAACACCACCACCUCCAUCGUCACACGCAGACCAAAAUGCAUCCAAUAAUAGUGGCAGUAGUGGAGUUUCAUCUUGGUUUAAAGGAUGGUGGGGAGGAUCCUCUUCAAAAUCAUCCUCUGGUAAAAAAGAAGCCAAUAUUGGUAGAAAGAAUGAAUUCUAUUAUGAUGAAGAUAAAAAGAGAUGGGUCAGAAAAGGACAAGAAAAUGAAGUGGUUGAACAAGUGACUGCACCACCACCUACUCUUGCAUCCAUUCCUUCGAACAAUUUGCAAUCUGCUGCUUCCCAAUUACGUGGUGGAGCAUCACGGUAUGUGAAUAUGUUUAGUGGUGGUGGUCAUCCUCAUGCUGGUAUGAACACUUCUUCGAUGACCAUGCCUUCUAGUUCAUCAACUCCACCACCCAUGAUGAUGAGUCACUCUUCUACUCCUCCACCACCAUCCAUGAGUAUGAGUACUACUUUCACAAAUUCGUAUUUCAUGCCACAACACACCCCAACCACCACUGGAGGUGGUUAUGAAAUGCCAUCCACAACAACGGACUUUAGCAUGUCCAUACCUCCUCCUUCAACGAGUAGUACAAGCACAGUUGGAAUGACAAGUUCACAACCACCACCACCAACCAGCAACAUGUAUUAA
Messenger RNA from Naegleria lovaniensis, 4230 nucleotides. RefSeq lists its product as uncharacterized. The record is from RefSeq and is a predicted model, not a curated record. The coding region runs from base 1 to 4230 and encodes 1409 amino acids. Gene Ontology annotation, cellular component: ER to Golgi transport vesicle membrane; endoplasmic reticulum exit site. The transcript has a single exon. Gene Ontology annotation, biological process: autophagy; Golgi organization; COPII vesicle coat assembly. NCBI's taxonomy places the organism in Eukaryota, Heterolobosea, Eutetramitea, Acrasida, Naegleriidae.